Scleropages formosus (Asian bonytongue) is the source of this 8070-nucleotide messenger RNA. It is a transcript of the gene myo10l3, whose product is annotated as myosin X, like 3. Gene Ontology annotation, molecular function: ATP binding; protein binding; cytoskeletal motor activity. Gene Ontology annotation, biological process: axon extension; signal transduction. The transcript is spliced from 41 exons. The coding region runs from base 297 to 6518 and encodes 2073 amino acids. Gene Ontology annotation, cellular component: myosin complex; axonal growth cone; cytoskeleton. The record is from RefSeq and is a predicted model, not a curated record. Lineage: Eukaryota; Metazoa; Chordata; Actinopteri; Osteoglossiformes; Osteoglossidae.
UGCACGCGCCCCAAGAGAAGGCAAGGAGAAGAGCGCCGGGAGCCUGGACGUUCUGACUAACACUGCUCCGCGGUGGAUAGGUCAGCUGUUGUGAAGGUGUUUCAGGGUCCCGGUCCGGAAAGCGGAUGGGAACCUCCGACCAGUGACUGGACCCCAAGUUGAAUGGAAACUAAGCAUCCCCGAACGGACCGGACGCAGCCUUCUUCUUCUUGUUGACCCCCAUUGUGAUUGUGGCAUCGUCGUGACAGAGGAGAGUGAGGCAGCCUACGGAACACACACACACACUGCCCGUUAUUAUGGAAACCUUCGUUGAGGGGGCCCGAGUCUGGGUCAGGCACAGGGAUCAGCUGCUCCCGUCUACAGUCAGCUCCUGUGCGGACGCCUCCUUGGUUCUCACUACGGACUAUGGAGAGGUGAUUUGCUUGCAGCCAGGGGAGAUAAGCAGGGAGAAGGUGUACGCCAUGCACCAGACCAGUAUCAGUGGAGUGGAGGACAUGUCCACCCUGGUGGAGCUUCAUGAAGCUGCCAUAAUGCACAACCUGUACCUCCGCUACUGCCAGGACUGCAUCUAUACCAACAUUGGCUCCAUUUUGGCAGCGAUGAACCCGUAUAAGCAGAUCCCUGGGCUGUACGACCCAGCUGCCGUCGAGCUGUAUAGCCAACACCACCUGGGAGAGCUGCCGCCUCACAUCUUCGCCGUGGCCAACGAGUGCUACCGCUGCUUGUGGAAGAGGCACGACAGCCAGUGCGUGCUCAUCAGUGGUGAAAGUGGUGCUGGAAAGACAGAGAGCACCAAACUACUGUUGAAGUUCCUGUCGGUCAUGAGUCAGAAAUCUGCUGGGACUCCACCUUCGGAGAAGACCACCAGAGUGGAGCAGGCAAUUGUGCAGAGCAGUCCAAUCAUGGAGGCGUUUGGGAACGCGAAGACCGUCUACAACAACAACUCAAGCCGCUUUGGGAAGUUCAUCCAGCUGCACUUCUCCCAGAGUGGCAACAUCCAAGGGGGCUGCAUUGUUGACUAUUUACUUGAAAAGAACCGUGUGGUGCGUCAGAAUCCUGGAGAGAGGAACUAUCACAUCUUUUAUGCACUGCUAGCUGGAGCUGAUGAGGACCACAGAGAGCUGUACUUCCUUGAAGAGCCGCAGAACUACCACUACCUGCGCCAAUCUGGGUGUGUGAAGGACAAGAGCCUGGAUGACAAACGGCUAUUUCACAGCGUUAUGGAAGCCCUAAAGGUGAUGGAGUUCACUGAAGAGGAGAUACGAGAUGUCUUCAAGCUGCUGUCUGGAGUUCUGCAACUGGGCAACAUUGAGUUCAUGACUGCGGGUGGGGCUCAGAUCACAACCAAAGGAGUGGUCAGCAUUGUGAGUGAUUUGCUGGGCCUUGAUUCCUUCCAGCUGUCGGAGGUUCUGACCCAGCGCUCUAUGAUCCUGCGUGGAGAGGAAAUCUGUUCACCCCUUACUGUGGAGCAGGCUGUAGACUCACGGGAUUCAGUUGCCAUGGCAUUGUACUCGCAAUGUUUCUCCUGGAUCAUCAUGAGGCUCAACCAGAAGAUCAAAGGGAAGGACAACUUCAAAUCUGUCGGAAUUCUGGAUAUCUUUGGAUUUGAGAACUUUGAGGUGAACCGGUUUGAGCAGUUCAACAUCAACUAUGCCAAUGAGAAGCUGCAGGAGUACUUCAACAAGCAUAUCUUCUCCCUCGAACAACUGGAGUAUAACAGGGAAGGUAUACACUGGGAAGCCAUUGACUGGAUGGACAAUGCGGAGUGUCUGGAUCUAAUAGAAAAGAAACUGGGCAUGUUGGCACUCAUCAAUGAGGAGAGCCGCUUCCCCAAAGGCACAGACUACACCCUGCUGGAGAAAUUGCACAGCCGUCAUGCUGCAAACCCAUAUUAUGUGAAGCCUAGGGUGGCUGAUCACCAGUUUGGCAUCAAACACUAUGCUGGAGAGGUCCUGUACGAUGUCAGGGGGAUCCUGGAAAAGAACAGAGACACAUUCAGAGAUGACAUUUUGAAUAUGCUGAAAGACAGCAGGUUGGACUUCAUCUAUGACCUGUUUGAGAGGGUGGGAAGCAGAAAUGGCGAGGAGACGCUGAAAAUGGGUACUGCCAGACGCAAGCCCACCGUUAGCUCCCAGUUUAGGGACUCUCUUCACUCUCUCAUGGCCAGCCUCAGUGCCUCCAACCCCUUCUUCAUCCGCUGCAUCAAACCCAACAUGGAAAAGAAUCCAGGUAUUUUUGAUCCAGAAGUGGUCUUGAAUCAGCUGCGGUACUCUGGGAUGCUGGAAACGGUGAAGAUCCGUCGUGCUGGGUUCCCUGUACGCAGGACCUUCCAGGACUUCCUCAGCCGGUACAAGAUGGUCCUAAAGGGCAGAAGCUCCGGUGCUGAUGAGAAGCGUAUGUGUGCAGACCUGCUAAUGUCCUACGAUGGUGUGCAAAAGGACUGGCAGCAGGGGAAAACAAAGGUGUUCCUCAAGGAAGCGCUGGAGCAGAGGCUGGAGAAGGAGAGGGAGGAGGUGCGGCACAAGGCGGGCAUGGUGAUCAGAGCCCACAUACUGAGCUAUGUGGCAAGGAAGCAUUAUAAGAAGGUCCUGGCCAGCAUCAUCCUCAUCCAGAAGAACUACCGAGCUCACUUCUGGAGACGCGCGUUCCUUCGUCUGCGUACAGCCGCAGUGAUCUUCCAGAAGCACCAUCGUGGACAGCUGGCUCGGAGGGUGUUCUGCCAACUGCUCGAGGAAAAAAGGAGACGAGAGGAAGAGGAGAAGAGGAGGAGGGAAGAAGAAGAGAGGAUAAAGAGAGAGGAGGAGGAGAGGCGGAGAAGGGAGGAGGUGGAAAGACUAAGAAAAGAGGAGGAGGAAAGACUGAGGCAACUCGAAGCAGAGGAACUCAAGAAGAAGGAAGAGGAAGCAGAAAGACUCCGGCUCCAGCAGGAAGAGGAGGAGCUAAAGAGGAAGCAGGAGGAAGAGGAGUUCAAGGCCAAAAAGGGAGAGGAGGCGAGAGAAAACAGAAGCAACGUGGAACCUCAUCGCACUUAUCCUCAGUCGGAAUUCUCUUCAUCCCGAAGCAUUUGUGAGGAGGAGAAGCGUCAGAUGGAGGAGAUCCUUCGGCUGGAGCGGGAGAUUGAGCGGUUGCAGAGGCAGCGGGAGGACGGGGUGUCCCAGCUCUGCGAGCGGUCCCGGGCCGAGCUGCAGCAGCAGCGUGACGCUGAGAUCUACCGGCUGGAGAAGGAGGCCUCGCGUGUGGCCACCGAGUUCCUGGAGCUGCUGGACUUUGGGGUCCUGGAGCAGUCGGUCUCCAGCGAGGAGAACCUCCACGAUGCCUCGGACUCCAGUGCCCCACUGGCUGAGGAGGAGCUGGAUGAGGGCUUCCACGCCGACGAUUUCCCACCCACUGAAGAGUACCCGUUGGAUCAAAAUGUCUUCACCAACCUGCCGCCACCUCCACCCAUCUUCAGAGAAGAUGCAGCUUCCAUUUCCACCCCCACUUCUGUACCUCUGCCACCCCCUCCGGCUGCUGCCAAGGAGGAAUUUGGACCGGACUACAAGCGCAUCGACAAGGCUAGGCAUGCCAGCGUACCGGACUUGGAGGAACCCAUCUACAGCAAUCCGCCCGACAUGGAGUCGGACUACGAUCAGGAAGAGUUUUAUGAGGCCCAGCGUUUCUCCAGAGGUGCUGCCACUGUGAAUGGAAGUCACGUGGCUGAAAAGGAGAUCCUCCGCAAGUCCUCCUGCACUUACAACAGUAUGGACUCAUACCACGGCAGCUCAGAAUCUUUUAUUGACAGUGAUGAUGACAACGAUGUGGACACAGAUGAGGAAGUGUCCAACGGCAGAGUCAGUGUGAUAAACGGCAGCGGACCCCCAUACUUCCACAGCUACCUCUACAUGAAAGGUGGGCUAAUGAACCCUUGGCGCCGGCGCUGGUGUGUGCUAAAGGACGAGACCUUCAUGUGGUUCCGGGCCAAGCAGGAGUCUCUCAAGUCUGGCUGGCUGUACAAAAAGGGCGGGGGCCUGUCCACAUUGUCCCGGAGGAACUGGAAGAUGCGGUGGUUCGUCCUGCGUGACUCCAGGCUCAUGUACUUUGAGAACGAUAGCGAGGAGAAGCUGAAGGGCACCAUCGACAUCCGUGGCGCUAAGGAAAUAGUGGACAACCACGAGAAGGAGAACGCGCUGAACAUUGUGACCGAGGACAGGACCUACCAGGUCUUUGCCGAAUCCCCAGAGGAUGCAAGUGGCUGGUUCAGUGUGCUCAGUCGGGUCCACAGUGCUACCCUGGAUGAGCUCCUGGAGAUGCAGCACGAGCAGGCUAACCCUAAGAAUGCUAUGGGAACUCUUGAUGUCGGGCUGAUUGAUUCUGUCUGUGCCUCAGACAAUCCCGAUAGACCCAAUUCCUUUGUGAUCAUUACGGCCAACCGGGUGAUCCACUGUAACACGGACACACCUGAGGAGAUGCACCACUGGAUCAGCCUCCUGCAGAAACCAAAGGGUGACUCCAGGAUCGAUGGGCAGGAGUUCUUGAUCAGAGGUUGGCUUCACAAGGAGAUGAAGUCAGGUGGCAAGGGCACUGCUCUCAAGCUGAAGAAGCGCUGGUUUGUCCUCACCAAUAAUUCCCUGGACUACUACAAGACUUCAGAACGUGGGGCCUCCAAGUUGGGCACACUUGUGCUCAACAGUCUCUGCUCUGUAGUGCACCCAGAUGAGAAGGUCUUCAAGGAGACUGGCUACUGGAACAUCAUUGUGCAUGGUCGCAAACACUCCCAUCACCUCUACACAAAGAUGCUGAAUGAAGCCAUGAGGUGGACAUCUGCCAUACAGGGAGUCAUUGAGAGCAAGGUCCCAAUUGAGACACCCACACAGCAACUGAUUCGGGACAUCAAGGAGAACAGUCUAAAUGUGGAGGCGGUGGAGCAGAUGUACAGAAGGAACCCCAUUCUGAGAUAUACCCAGCAUCCUCUGCACUCGCCUCUACUGCCCCUGCCAUACGGCGAGGUCAACAGCUUUCAAAAGGAAAAGGGCUACGCCAGUCUUCAGGAUGAGGCCGUGAAGAUCUUCAACUCUCUCCAGGAGAUGGAGGUCGUGUCAAACCCUGUGCCCAUCAUCCAAGGCAUUUUGCAGACAUGCCAAGAUCUGCGGCCGCUACGGGAUGAGGUGUACUGCCAACUGAUCAAGCAGACUAAUCACGUUCCUCAGCCCAACAGUGCUGCCAAUCGCGCACACUGGCAUUUGAUGACCUGCAUGAGCUGCUCUUUCCUGCCCAGCCGCUCCAUAUUACGCUACCUCAAGUUCCAUAUAAAGAGGAUUAAGGAACAAUUUCCUGGAACCGAAAUUGAGAAGUAUGCAAACUUCAUUGGGGAAUCCUUGAAGAAGACCAAGUCCAGGGAGUACGUGCCAUCCCAGGCAGAGAUUGUUGCCCUGCUCACCAGACAGGAAAUGACCACCACAGUGUACUGCCAUGGAGGAGGCUCCUGCAAGAUCUCCAUCAACUCACACACCACUGCUGGAGAGGUGGUGGAGAAGCUAAUCAGGGGACUAGCUAUGGAGGACAGUCGGAACAUGUUUGCCCUCUUUGAGCACAACAACACCACUGAUCGGGCUGUGGAAAGCAGAGUCAUUGUGGCAGAUGUGUUAGCCAAGUUCGAGAGGCUGGCAGGCAGCGAGCAAGAAGGGAAGUGGCGGUUGUACUUUAAACUCUACUGUUUCUUGGAUGUGGAAAGCGUGCCUACAGAAGGAGUGGAAUUUGCCUUCAUGUUCGAGCAGGCGCAUGAGAGCCUGAUCAGUGGGCACUUACCUGCCCCAGAGGAGACACUUCAGCACCUCGCUGCCCUGCGUCUACAAUACUUACACGGAGAUGAGGGCCGGAUUGCCUGGAGUCUAGACAGUAUCUACCCUGUGGGGCGCCUCCGUGCCCGCAUCCUGCAGUCUGUCAAGGUGGGUGGGACCGGCGGGGCUGCCGGGUCAGGUGGCCAAACCCUGGAGCGGCGGCGCACAAGCUUCCUGGAGGGUACGCUGCGGCGCAGUUUCAAGACUGGCUCGCUGAGGAAGCAACGUAUGGAGGAAGAGCAGAUGUUGGAGAUGUGGGUGAAGGAGGAGCUGUCAGCCACGCGUGCCAGUGUCCAGGAGAAGUGGUCCCGUCUCCGGGGUCUUUCGCAGCACCAGUCCAUGUUCAAGUACAUGUCGAUUGUCAGGGAGUGGCCUGGCUAUGGCUCCACCCUCUUUGACGUAGAGUGCAAGGAGGGAGGCUUCCCUCAUGAUCUGUGGCUAGGGGUCAGCGCUGAGAGUGUGUCUGUCUACAAGAGGUGGGAGCCCAAGCCCCUGGAGACCUUCCCUUAUGAGCACAUUGUCUUCUUUGGUGCACCUCAGGUUAGCACCUUCAAGAUCACUGUGGAUGAGAGGGAAAUGUUCUUCGAAACUUCACAGGUUGGAGAAAUCACCAAGAUCAUGAAAGCCUACAUUAAUAUGAUAGUGAAAAAGCGGUGUAGUGUGAAAUCUGUAUCAAGCUACGGGAGUGCCUGGAUCAGGUGACUGGAAAGGAUGAAUCAUAAAACAGUAUCUUCAUACUGAAGAUGGAUCCAGUGGAGCUGGGGAACCCAUCAAUGGUUUCCAAACUGUUAGCUGAUGGACAGGCUAAUAUGCUAAGUGGUCAUCCCUCUGUUUGGAAGAAAAAACUGGAAUGGUGACUUAACCCAGAAGAUCUCUUAGAUGCAUCUCAGCUUAUGCACACACACAACUUGCACAACACAGGAUACACUGUAUUUAUUAAUUCCUUUUACAUUUAAGCUUACAGAAGCAAUCUCUUGAAGAUAGACUAGAGGACAAUAGCACAAGUGAUCAGUUCUUCCCCUGUUCAUUGCCAACAAAAUAAUAGAACUGUGCCUUUGCAUCUACCUUUGUUGUGCAAAAGGGUUUUUUUUUUUUAAAAAAAAGAAAAAAAAAAUUUUGACAUAACCUUGGAAUGUACAUGGUCUCCUCAAAGGGAGACCCCAGUUCUGACAUUGGUGCCACAGGAUCACAAAUUUUUCUAGAUGAGUGGUAUGGAAUUGAUGCCUUCACCAGUGCCAUGAUCCCCAGUAUGCUCCAACCAAGCCAUGCUGGAUGACCACUUUUACCACUGGAAUCUUUAUGAAUUUGUCAAAUUUAAACAAUUGGUGAUUGUUGUAAAUAUACAUUUAGACAUUGUAAUUUUUUACAACAAAUCGUACCUUCUUUUAAUCACUUUCAGGCCAAGUUGCAUAUGAUCAUUAGACAGGGCUUUUUCAUUCUGAAUCAGUGAUACAUGAUGAUCCAACAGUAUAACAAAAAGGUGGAUGUAAAAGCUUUAAACAGCUGUUGCAAAUAUGACCUGUGCUAGAGGUUCAGGUUUCAGGUUUAGGAAACAGUAUAUUUGCUGUGUAUGCAACACGUGAAAGAUGUUUUCCAUCAUUUGCCUUAGUCAUGCUGCUUUGGAGCCCAGUCACUGUGGAUCUGUUACUGAACUGUUCCUCCCAAAUCUGGGUAGUUUUAACAGUGCUGCUUGGGCAACAGCCACUAAUGUUCAGCAUUUCACUAUGUUCACAACAAAAUUGGCCUUUGUGCUGACAAAGAAGAGUCCAUGGGAGUAAAUGGAAAAAAUUUAAAAUAAUUGCUAUGUAAUCUUUUACAAAAAGCACAGUAACUCCAAACAGCAUGUUGUGUCCCCUGCAUUUCAAACGUAUGCUAUUUGGCAUUCAGGUGCUUUUUGUUAGCAUGAUGCUGGUUUUUGAUUGGAAGUUCUCAGUCUUAUAAAGUGUUGUUGAAAAGUAUCGGUGUACUUCUCUUACUGGAGGAUGACUAUUUACAGCGAUCCUUUCUAUGCAACAGGAGGGAAGGUUCAUACAUCACUUUGAAUCUAAAAAGGGUGUUCACUUGUAAUGGUGUGUAAUGUGGAUGAGGGAUGCAGAAUACAGCAGGCACUUGAUACAGUGGUCUUUUGUUGCCAGGAUAUUCAGGCCUCACCACCACACCAUGUGUCUGGUCAGCUACUGUUACACAAAGGCUUCUGAUUGGCUGCUGGCAGCUACAUCAGAUCCAGAAUGUAUUCCUUUAUUAUUGUAAUUAA